This is a messenger RNA of Penicillium lagena, 417 nucleotides long. RefSeq names its product WW domain protein. Bases 1 to 417 code for a protein of 138 amino acids. The record is from RefSeq and is a predicted model, not a curated record. Lineage: Eukaryota; Fungi; Ascomycota; Eurotiomycetes; Eurotiales; Aspergillaceae. The transcript has a single exon. Gene Ontology annotation, molecular function: protein binding.
AUGGCCUACGCUCCACCCUACGGUGACCCCUACGCUCGCCCUCCCUACGAGCGCGGUUCGUACGGCGCACCACCACCGCUCAUCCGACCUCCCGCCAUCCCCCCGCCGCCAUUGCCCCCAGGCUGGAGGCAGGAGUGGGAGCCCAGUGUGCGCCGCGCCUUCUGGGUGGAGGAGGCCACCGGCCGCUCGCAAUGGGAGCCGCCCUAUGUUGAGCCCGCGUAUGCAUAUGAAAACCGAGGUCCUCCGGGAGAGUAUUACGCCGCGCCGCCUGGCCCCCCGCCCGUUGUGUAUGAGGAACGUACCGAAUACGUCGAAGAGAAGAAGAGCAGCAAUGCUGGGAAGUAUUUGGCGGGUGGUGUUGCGGGUUUGGCGGUUGGUGGUCUUGCCGGCGCUUUUCUGGAACACGAAUAUGGUUAG